AUGGGUUUGAUCAAACCCAUAGUCGAGUACGGCAAGAGUCAGUACAAGGAAUUCAAGAAGGCCCAGUCGGGCGGUCGACGCGCGUUGAGGGCUUUUUGGCCUGUCAUUUAUACCCGAGUGGAUCUCCUAUGGCCGACGCCUGAGGCUGAGGCAAUUGCGCAGGCCGCCUGGAAGGCGGCGAGAAGCUCAACAGGCGUGGAAGAGGCUGAGGAGGAGGAGACCGAGGAAACGCCAGGCGAGCCGAGUGAGGAGGACAGGGAGAAUCCCUCACUGACGCCGGGAGACCCCGCGUUCAAUCUGCAGGCAUGGCGAGGGAGGCGCAAAAACCAAGUCUAUCGUUGGUUCUACAACUACGACAAGGCGUGCCGCUCGCAAUGUACGGAAAUCAAGGUCGAGCUCCAAAGCACAGCUCCCGAUGCCCCGACACGCGCCCUCACGAGGAAACAGCUUUACUCCAAAAAAUAUUACAAGACUCGAGUGAAGCCCAAAGUCGCCGCUGAACUUGCCAAGCUGAAGCGCAGACCCACCCGUGGUGAACGGAUUGAUAUGAUCCGACGGAAGACUGGGGAGGCGUAUGAUAACGAGACUCCCGAAACCAAGGCGGAGAUUGAGAAACUGGAGAAGGACAUUGCCGAGGAGCGCGAAAAGCGUAAGGAGAUUCUCCAAGACGCGUUCGUCGAGCCCCCCUCGCCAAGCACCCCUGAGGCGUACCUUCGACACAUUGAGGCUUUGCGCGAGAUCUUCCAGGGCCUUCUCUCUGCUCUGUCAAAGAAGACCGGGUGGAGUUUUACCGUCCUUGCUGGCGGUCCUGACCCCUCCAAACCCGAUGGUGGUAUCCGCACCAUGUCGUUUCAUGAGGGGCGUAAUGAGGCCGGUUUAAGCUUCCUGAGAGCCCAUCCCAACUUUAACGAGGCAUACAUGGUGCCCUUUUCGGGCUUCCUGCACAUGGUUUAUCCCGAAGACGUCCGACGUUCGCGAGUGGUGACAUCUGAGUCGCGUUUGUGUGGGGUGAUGGAAAUGAUGACGGCGACGGAAGAGGAUGAGGACAACGAGGACGACGAUGACGACGACGCCGACAACGACAAUGAGGGCUCUCCCGAGACCCCCCCGCCGAGGACCCCCGUCGCCCCCGCGCCAAACCCCGUCCUCCAGUCUGCUUGCCCGAACCCCCUGCCGCAGCUCCCCGCACCAAACCAGCCCACCUUGCCCACAACGACGGCGCCGUCCCAGCCAUCCGAAGCCUCCCAAUCCGGUGCUACCCAAACCGUUACACCAGCUUCUGCCGCUAUUCCCGUCCCUGCUGCUCCCGUGGCUUCUGCCGCUGGUCUGAACCCUUCGACGCCUUUCAAGGGCUUGCGGGACCUCAUGGUGGAGACAGAGGAGAUCUUGGCUUUGCGUUCUGAAGACGAGGGUCAUCUGGCCAUGCGCAUGCGCCCUGCCGGGGGUACAAUGGCCUCGGAAUUAUUGCACGCCGGGGGAGCUGAUUAUGGUGAUCUGGCUGGCUUCGAAGAUGACGGUGAAUUCGCGUUGACUGGGGACGAGGAACCAACUUACCCGCACAAUUACAUUCUGCCGAGCCCAAACACAUCACUCCCCUGCGCUUCAUCCGCGAUUCAGAAGAGCGGUGUGCCUCCCGUAAAUCCCGCUGCUUCUACGGUUGGGUUGAGUCAGGAGGCUCUUGCUACUCCUCCUCCGACUCAGACAGGGGUACCUCGCCAAGGCGGAAGGGGAAGAGGUCGAGGUCGAGGAGGUCGAGGUGGAAGAGGCGGUCCUCGAUGCGGGGAAAGAGUCUCUGGGGUCAGGGCCUCGGGGCAGGCCGCUUCGAUCGAUACUGGCGGUGCUGUGGUGGGAUCGAAGAGGACGUCUGGGGAACCGUCCGGGGGAGAGGGCCGUAGCAAACGAUCGCGGAAAGGUCAAAAGGAGUUGGACCCGUGGAUGGUGCAGAUCUUGCGGGUCCUGAGGAAUGUGGUUAGCGAUCCGCGAUGGCAGGGUUGUUUGGAUGCUUUGGAAGAGUUUGAGAAGAGCACUACGAUUGAUCAUGGGAGGCUUCCGGCGGGUUCCAAACGACCACCUGAGCUGGCUCGGUGGGUCACCCAGGGAAAAAAGAACGCUACAACGCCCCAGAUCGACGAUUUGGCCGACUUUGCUCAGCGGUGGAAGGAGUGGUGGAAAUCAAUCCAGCCUGAGUGGCGAAGGAAUGAAGAAGGGGACUUACCGUUGCCUAUCGCUGAUGCUCCAUCUCGGCGUUCACUUGCACAGAUUCAGAAGCCAGGUCCCGCCGGUAUUGCCAUAGCCUUGGCCAGUUUGUCGUGGUGGGCGGGUAUCGAGAACCAGGAGGAGUGGUUUGAGGCUGUGAAUGACAUGCGCACGUGUCUCCUGGCGUUUGUUCAAGGUGGCUAG
Messenger RNA from Coprinopsis cinerea okayama7#130, 2400 nucleotides. RefSeq lists its product as hypothetical. The coding region runs from base 1 to 2400 and encodes 799 amino acids. The record is from RefSeq and is a predicted model, not a curated record. The transcript is spliced from 4 exons. Lineage: Eukaryota; Fungi; Basidiomycota; Agaricomycetes; Agaricales; Psathyrellaceae.